AUGCAGAACCAUACAAGACGAGUCUUGGCUUCCGGUUCAACACAUUCGAACUUGGCAAGGUCUACUAUUUCUGGGAGGAUGUGGGCGCAGAUGGCCAGGUUCAUCAGAGCACCAAGGACUGAGCUGAGAUGGAGGCUGUGCUUGCCGCGCUUGGGUAUCGUGACUGGUCUCUUGAGGGCUGGGUUCGCAUCGUCAUCAUUGCCAAGUCGGAAUAUCUGGGAAAGAACGUUACUCGAAACAUGCUCAAGUGGGCAGCGGAUCGAGCCCAUCGACCACCUGGGGCCAGACCCCAAGUACCAAAACGAACAGGAAGCCCACAGAUGGGACGAUUACGUCUCUCCGGAGAAGCGAUUGCAACACGUAAACCCACACCUUUGUACAAUCGCAAGUCGACAGGCUGUAAUAAAAGCAGUACACAAUAUGAUCGGCGAGCACAACGACGUCAAAGUGACCGCUGCUGAAUAUGACAAUUGCAACGGAAGUGGUCAUGUCUGGCAGGGUACCAACUACGCGGUUGAACCGAACCUGCUACCCGAAGACCUGUUCGUGAUACAACCCACGAAAAAACAUCCCACCAAGGAGCUUGAGAACCGAUUCGUGCAUUUCAAUAAUCCGAAGCACAUGGCCAUUUUCAUACAUGUGAAUUUACCCUCGGACUCAACAUGUCCGUUCGUCGCCUCCAUGGUGUACAACCUAGACAAGAAAACCGACGCCAAGGUCCCGCAACAGCUCGAUGGCUACCAGGCUAUUGACGAAGACGGCGCUGCUCUGAUCGGUGUCAUUGCUGCGCUAGAGAGGGCCUGCGAUGCCGUUGAACCGCAACAAUAUGGCCCAAUGGUAGAUCGAUGGUUGGGAGAAACCAUCAUCAUCACGACGUCCCUGUACGUCCAUCACCACGCUACUGAGUCUAUGCUGAAAUGGGCUGAAAAAGGUUGGCGACGAAAAGCGAAAAGGUGGGAACCUAUUCGCAAUCAAGAUUGCUGGAAGGAGUUGUCGCAGAUGUUGGGUCACUAUGCAAUGCACGGCUGUGAGGUUGCCUUUUGGUAUGUACCUCCUGAAAAGCAUUGGCUGGCUCAGCUGGAGGAGUACAUGAAACUCAUAAAGGAGAAAAAUAAGGUGGCGGAACAGUUAGAAGAGGAGAAGGCAAAGAAGGCAGGGGAAGAGAAGAAAGUAUUGGAGGAGGAAAGGAAAGUAUUGGAGGAAAAGAAAGUGGAGGAGGAGGAUGACAAAGGUGGACCAGAUGUCGAGUCGGAUGAUGGUUUAGAGAGCGAGGAAGUGAUCAUCGGCCAUGAAAAGAAAAAGAAUAAGGGCAGGAAGGCUAAUAAGAAGAAGGGCAAGAAGCGAAGAUGA
Messenger RNA from Podospora anserina S mat+, 1350 nucleotides. RefSeq lists its product as uncharacterized. The transcript has 2 exons. The coding region runs from base 1 to 1350 and encodes 449 amino acids. Gene Ontology annotation, molecular function: nucleic acid binding. The record is from RefSeq and is a predicted model, not a curated record. Lineage: Eukaryota; Fungi; Ascomycota; Sordariomycetes; Sordariales; Podosporaceae.